CAGAAUUCCAUUAAGAAUAGCUCAAAGCGGUGGGUAAACGGUUGCUCUGCUUUCCAUGUUAUUUUGAUGCUAAUGAGGAAACAAGCUGUCUUGAAAACGUUGUUUUUCCAAACCCUCUCAAGCCGACUCCUAAGCAACUAUCACAUCUUUACAGAUUUGGAGUUCCUGUCAUUGGCGAACAACUCCCUCACACACAUCACACCCGAAGCUUUCUCGGCUUUGCCUCAACUAAAGCAUCUGGAUCUCUCCAACAACAAUCUCUUGUCAUUACCGAGGAACGUGUUCAUUAAGCUGAAAAACCUUGAGACGCUCACACUAUCGAAUAAUGAGCUCCAAUUGUCACCAGACACCUUUGCGGGAUUGUUGGCCUUGCAACGACUUGAACUAACGUCAAACCGACUGGCCUAUCUACCACCAUCAGUCUUCAAGGGUCUGAAAUCGUUGGAGAUUCUCGAUCUCGCCAACAAUAAACUUCUGGCGCUACCAGCUUCACUGCUGUCUACAGUACCACAACUGAAACAUCUUGACGCCAGCCACAACCUGCUAUCUGAUCUAGAAGCCGGCCAAUUCUCAGCACUACGCGAAUUGGAAACGCUCAACCUCGCCGACAACCUUAUCAGUGACAUCAAUGAUGGAGCUCUGUUUGGAAUGGACAAUUUGACACUGCUGAACAUGACCAAUAACCAGUUAGUACGACUUCCUGGCAACACAUGGCCACUCGCCAAACUUCAAUCAUUGGAUCUGUCUGGUAAUCCAUUCGUCGCUCUCGAAACAGCUUCGUUCGAUACCCUACCAUCACUGCAGUUCCUGAAUCUGUCAAACUGCAGGAACCUGAAGUCGAUUCAUAUGGCUGCCUUUGUGUCGAUGUCGUCGCUUCGAACGUUAGAUCUCUCCAACUGCGCUCUGACGCACAUCGCUCCAACCGCCUUCCAGCCCCUACCACCGCUCCAACUACUGUCACUGGCUGGGAAUCGCCUCGAUACAUUACCGCCUACACUUCGAAUCUCCACUGUGCCCUUCCUCAAUCUCAACGACAAUCCAUGGGAUUGCUCAUGCGAGCUGCGGGCACUUCGACUACCAUCCUCAGCUCUCUGUGCUUCCCCGGAAUCUCUUGAAGGUGUGCCGUUGAAUGAACUGGACACCUGCUCCAUACUUCAUGGAAUGCUUCUUCCACUCAUGCUGAGCAUCCUGGUCCUCUUCCUCAUUAUCAUUCUGAUUUGCAUCCUUCUUAUGAAAAAGCCUGCUCCACGGCGAUCUUCUAUCUACCAUCAUCAAGCCCUCAUCAAUGCCUUGUCUCAAAAAGACUUUUACUUUGACAAAGGCAGUUUAUCACCGUACACCACCAGUGAUGAAUCCCAAGACUCCGCUUACGAGAGUCCCACUUCGGCUUUUCUUUCUCGACCGAAAAUGCCUUUGCCACGACCUCCACCGAAUCAUAAACCGCCCACACCAGUUUUACCAAAUGAGAAUUAUCGUAUUCUCACAAAUUACCCUGUGCCAAUGACUCAAUUGUAA
Haemonchus placei is the source of this 1515-nucleotide messenger RNA. The record is from the annotation of a GenBank genome assembly. NCBI's taxonomy places the organism in Eukaryota, Metazoa, Nematoda, Chromadorea, Rhabditida, Trichostrongylidae.